UACGUCAUCAAGCGGGUAUUCGUUUAGGAAAUCGUACAUGUGCCUGAAAAUGUUCUCGCUGGCUGUUGUGCGUAGCUGAAAAAUUAACGUAGAAGAAAGCAGCGAGGAUUAUACGGCAAUUAAAAUGCCCUAACUGUCGCAAAUGUGACCAACUGUACCUGAUAGUAACCGUUAGCUAAUUAAAAUCACGCAAACGUCGCUGUCACCUGUUCAUCUGAUCUCAUUAACGGUUAAACAUUUGUCAUGGCGUGUAUAUCGCCUUUGUUUUUCUUAUCUGCUCGUGUUCCGAUGCAAUUUCGGGUAAAAUUCUGGGAGCUAACCGCUUGUAAACGGAAAACAUGGCUCUCCUGGUCCCUUCAGCGUUGUUGCUCGUCGGAUACUUCAUUAUCAUCGUCUGACCAUCUAAGCUCCGGACUCGAGAGGUACAGGGACUUACAGAAGUAUUUCAGGAGGAGAUUAAAGGAUGCAUACCACAGGUUCUCCAAUAUACCUGAUUACUCAGUGGUCUCUGGACAUCACCAUUUAUAUUUUACUGAAGAAGAUGGGAUAUACAGAAUGGACAAGAAACAGAGUCACCUGGAGCCAGAGCAGGUGUUAAAUCUAAGGCAAAUCUCUGGAGAGUUGGAGAAGACGGGACUUGAAAAUAAUAAGAGAAAGCAAAGAUUUCAGUGGACGGUCCAGAGAAUCCGUCUAUCCCCACGGGAAAGGCAUCUUGCAGCGUCGCUAAAAUGUACUCACACGGAAGAGCUGAGGUGUGUGGUCGUGAGGCUUGAAAGGAGAAGAUUCCUACCUCUGGAUCCCCAACAUGUGACACUAACCCUGGAGAAAGUCUUUAGCUUUGAGUGGGCCACAGAUGAGAUACUAUUUUACUCGACUCUGGAAGGUCUACGUUCCAGCGCAGUGUUUCGUCUGGAUCUCACCUCCAGUGGAAGCAGGAUAACCUCUGUUUUUGAGGAAAUGCAGCCUGAUGUGUUUGUGGAGGUUGCCCUGACCAGAGACCGACAGAUCCUGACCAUCAACUGUAACAGCAGGACAAGUUCAGAGGUGCUGCUAAGUGAUAUAGCAACAUCAAAUUUAGAUCCAUUUGUGGUUCAGCCACGCCAGCUCAAUCUCCUAUACCACUGAAGGAGAUUCAUCUUUCCGUUUAAUUUCCAGGUGGUUCAGGCUCCCGUCUCAGAGCCAUCAAUGGAUUCCUGGGUCUCUUUGUUUGCGCCUGAACCUGGCACUACAAUUAAAGACAUGGACGUGGUUGGAGACCAUUGUGUGUUGGUUGCAAGAACGCCAGUUAGUGAACUAGCUCUCAUUGUGGUCCCCCUGAUCCACCCCAAGAAUGCAUACAUAGUACAGCUUCCAUCCUGGGCUUGUGCCAUUAAAACCAAGAAACCAAGCUUGGCUGACCAACAAAAUAUGCUAGAAUUCCUGAUAUCAUCUCCAGUCCAUCCGCCGGUUCCAUACUGUCUACACCCUGAGAAUGAGCUCCUUUUAUCAGGCACUGAAGAUGGAUCCUCCCCAGAGAACCAAGCUGAUUAUAUCACUACGCGCUUGGAGGCCUGCAGCCAAGACGGUACCUUUGUGCCUGUGACAUUGUUUCAUACAGUACCUGUGGAGCAUUUGAGACAGGCACCGCUGCUGGUCCAUGUCUAUGGUGCUUAUGGCAGAGAUCUUAACAUGGAGUUCUACCCAGAGAAAAAAGUGAUGCUGGAGCAGGGCUGGGCUCUGGCCUACUGCCAUGUCAGAGGUGGAGGGGAGCGUGGCCUUUCUUGGCACAGACAAGCCUGCGUGGGAGGGAAGCGGAGAGGAGUUGAGGACCUCCAAGCCUGUCUCCAUCACCUUUUCUCCUUAGGAGUCUCCUCUCCUUCUCUCACCGCUCUUACAGCCUGCAGUGCUGGGGCUGUGCCAGUGGGAGCUCUGUGCAACAGACACCCACUAUUGAUGCGGGCUGUCACCCUGCAGGCUCCGUUUCUGGAUGUGUUAGGGACUAUGGAGGAUCACAGCCUGCCUCUAACUUUAGAGGAUAGAGAUGAAUGGGGGGACCCAGUGGGAAACCCAGAACACAGACAUAUCAUCACCUCCUACUGUCCCCUUCACAACAUCACUCCUCAGCAUUACCCAUCGAUGCUGCUGACAGCCUACAGUGGUGACAACAUGGUUCCUCUGGCAGGCGUUCUUAAAUACACUGAACAACUAAAGAAAGCCAUUCAUACACACUCCAGCAUGAAGCCAAAGUCGGAGUGUAAACCAGCACCAAACAUAGCUCUGAAUAUCCAACCUGGAGCAAAUCACCUUGGAACAGAAGACUUUGAGCUAAUGCUGGAGGAGGAAGCCCUCAAGCUUGCAUUUCUGUACAUGGAGCUAGGCCUGGACCCUCCUCGGCCUCCACGCAAGCGGAGAAGAUAGCGAGGCUAUGAAGAAGCAGUCGGGCAUGAAAAACAGAGCAUCUUCCAUCACAGCAACUAGACAAACUGGUGCCCAAAUCUAAUAAUAAUAACAGCAAUUACACUUUCAAAGAUAAGAAAUCACUACCGUGUAGAGGAAACACCAGAGAAAGAUCUUAAUGCUUUGAUUGUUUCUGUAAUACAGCAGUUAUUGGAUACUCAUCUCCAUUUUUACUAGCAUUUAUAAAGUAUGCCCAUGGUCUCCAAAUAGCAAGCCUUCUCAGAGAUGUAGCACUCUUUAGGAUGGUUGGGAUUAAACCGAGUGUUGGUGGAGUACUGAAUCACCAAACCCUCUCCUACUUCUGUCUGGAUGCGAGACUUCAGAAACACUUUGCCAUCAUUGGCCAUGUUGGUGCUUAUCAGCACCUUUAACUUGUCUGGCAGCUCACGAACAGAGGAGAGAUCUGUGACAGCUGAUUCUUUACCAAAGUUAACCACUAUGAGGAAAGCUCGCUUAAGUCCAUCAAGCUCUCUGAUGUAAGAGAAGACAUUGGCAUCAGCGUGGACGUAGCAGAACCAUCCACGGUUAAGGGGGAGCUCUGAUUGACGCAGGGUGUUCAGGAAGCGGUACUGAGCCAGAACAGAACCAUCAUCUUUCAUCUGGGCCUGGGAAUAAAGGAAUGGGAGGAGGACAGAUGAACCAUAGAAAGAUACACAUAAGAAAAUGAUCUUUCUUCAAAGUUGAACAUUAGAAAAACAGAUCUAUACCUCCACGUUGACUGUUUCAUAAUCGGGGUGUAGUGGCAACCAGGUGAGAUUUGUUUUCUCAUUAAAACCUGCGUUCAUGUCAGCAUUCCACUGCAAUGGAGAACGCUGAGGGUCUCGACUGGCACUCUGCAGUGAAAGCAGAGGAAUCAUUUUGGUAUAUUUGCUCAUGUAUACAGUCGCCAGUGUAUUAGAUACAACAAGACUGCAAAAAUGUCCUUUAAAGUAAAGACAUUUAUGUUGUUGUGUUUAUUUAUUGUUAUUAAUAAAAUGGCAUUAAACUGGUUAUUUUUAAGGACCUCUCACAGAGAUGUGUGACAGUGAGGGUUUAAAGGUUUCUUCAGUGUGUGCACAGUACUGACUGUAUUGUAUUUGCCGGCUGGGUCUUGUAUCUGACUUGCUGUCACGUUAAUGUUCUCCAUGCCGAUCUCCUCGCCGUAGUAGGUGGUGGCUGUGCCCGGAAGGGUCAGCAGCAGCAUGUUGAUGGCACGAACAUAGAGUUGACCAGCACUGGAAGAAAUCCGAGUCCUGUCAUGGUUUCCAACCUGAUAACAGUGUAGGUAAGACAAAAACAAGACAAAGGGUUGAUUAAGAAAUUAGGAAGUAAGGAGGUGGGCUGAAACAUAUUUGUUUUCUUAAUAUGUGUUAGGUGCUAAAGUCUGAAGAUGCACAUAAAGUAAAAAGGCUAUUCUUUUGAGCCUAAUCAAUAAUAAUUACAGAAAAUAAACAUGCUUAAUUUACUUUUACUCAGCUACUAAUUAUUUAACUUUACAGGAGUGUUUUUGUAUUGACAAAUUUAAUUUCAUUGCCUAGUGUUUGUCAAACUAUCACUGCACAGGGGUUGAUGAUUAACAAAUACAUAAACCGACCUGUGGUUUAAAAGAUAUGACAACACAAGUGUGAGAAGCAUGAUCUCAGGCAGGCAGUCUACGAAGGAUGACUCGACAGUUCAUUCUUAUGAAUGCUGCCGACACAUUCCUUAAUCUGAUGAUUUCGGCAUGUUAUGUGCCACAGUAUGCCGGACAUGACGCUACUGAUCCUGUGGUUUUUACAAUUGUAAAAAGCGAGGAAAUAAAUAUAUAGAGUUUAAGAACUCACCACCCAGUUGGGCCAUUUUCCUUUGGGCAUGUUGCCCAUCCAGAGGUGGACCAGAUGCUUAGCCCAUACUCCACUGGUGUUUUGGGGUAGAUCCAGCAGGUAAAAGUUAAAGGGGAAGUCACCUUCCUUUUCCUGCCUGGUGCCAUAGUACAUCAUGGUCUUGUACACCUCUUCAUAAUCGUAUGACUCUAUUACCAUGAAUCUGCAGCACGGGAGGAAUUUAUUUAGCAUGUGAUAUGACACAGAAACCACGAUGACUUGUGUCAGGAUAUUGUCUAUUAGAUGAUUUUGUUUAUCUUACUCUAAAAUACCAGUGUGUCCUUAUUUGAAAUAAUUGUAAAAAUCUGGGCUUAAUUCCUUAUUCUAGAUUUCAAGUUGCUUUUAUUAGCAUAUUUAAUGAAAUCGUUUGGUUUGAACAUUAGUGCAUUGUAUAAGCAAAAGGUCUUUAAAAUUAAGGUUGAUUGUGACAUGAUAAUUACAGGUAGUAAUAAUUAAGUAGGCGAGUGCAUUACAAGUUUAUCUUUUCUGCCAUAGUAAUAUUGAAUGCACUUAAUCACUUUCCUACCUGUAUCUGCCAGGCUCUUGACUGUAGAUGUCCAUCUGUGCUCUAAACUCCCUCAGUAUGUCGUGCAAGCCCACCUGACUGGUGGUGUAGUCACUGUGAAGAUCCCACUCUGUAGUUACCAACUCCUGGGUAGAAAUAUGUAUAAGGUUAUGUAGUGAUUAUGCAAUUUUAGUAUAGCUUAGCUGCUUUCAGGCUGUGUGCUGGAGUUAGAGUUUGUAUUUUCUUUGCUGAGUGAGAAACUGUGGAUUAAGAAAGUUUCUGCUAAUUCUUCAGAUUUGUUAUUUUUGUAACUGUCCAAAUAAAAUGGGCGAGAAAGGCAAAGGAAGAAAAAACAUCUUGUUAAGUUCUAAUUAUGGAGGCGCUGAGGAAAUCUGACUCACUGGACAACUAUUGGUGUUACCAGAGUGUAAAGCAUUGGGUUUACAGAUUUAAGGGAAUGAGCCAUAGACCUGCACAGAGACAGUGAUGUCACAGUUCUAAAAUUACACCUAAUGUGCAUGUCUUUUUGUGAAAGAUAAUCUCAAGCCAUUAAGCUGGCCUAAUAACAGGCAAGUGAACCAUUCAGCCAACAGCAACCACAGCAUAAACCACUAAAGCAAUAAUGUAGAGACAGAUGGUUUCUGAUUCAUAUUUAACUGAAUCACGACUGAGGAUGUGAUAAAAUUCUUAACACGCCUAUAAACUUUUACAUAUCUUUCUCAAUUGCAGAAUUGUAGUUCCAGUGGUUUGUCAAAAUGCAUUACUGUUUCUAAGAUGGCAAAGAGUUAGUGUUGUUUUGUUUAGAGAUUACCUCGUGGUUAAACAUGAUCAGACUGUAAAAAUGUAACCUAACUGCAAAUCUGUGGGUAUAAAUUCUCAGUCAUCAGUGAGUAAAAGAGUCCCAGUGUUAUGGUUUUACCCUGCAGUCGUAAGUAAACUCCAAUGACUUGCUAAUCCACCAAAAUAUGCUCCUUUGCUUCUAAUCUUUCCUCUGUGAGAAAUAUCUUCAGCCUCUUUGACCUUAAUUCAGCAUGUAUCACGAACCCUUUGAGUUUCACAAACAGUGUGUUCUUCACAUGAUUAUGAAGCUGACAUUUCAGCUAGAGAUAAAUAAUCAGUGAUACAUCAUAAACAGUGUGAACAGUCCCACUCAGCUUUUGAUUAUUUUUGUUCUACUAGCAACAAGGGAAAGUGCUUCUUCAGUAAAGCCGCUUUCAUGGAUCAGAUCGUUAAAUUUUGGACUCUGACAUGUCAGAUAUUA
Molecule: messenger RNA, 6043 nt
Organism: Neolamprologus brichardi
Lineage: Eukaryota; Metazoa; Chordata; Actinopteri; Cichliformes; Cichlidae
Source: RefSeq, a predicted model, not a curated record